Talaromyces stipitatus ATCC 10500 is the source of this 816-nucleotide messenger RNA. Its product is annotated as aspergillopepsin-2 precursor, putative. Gene Ontology annotation, biological process: proteolysis. The transcript is spliced from 2 exons. Gene Ontology annotation, molecular function: glutamic-type endopeptidase activity. Bases 1 to 816 code for a protein of 271 amino acids. NCBI's taxonomy places the organism in Eukaryota, Fungi, Ascomycota, Eurotiomycetes, Eurotiales, Trichocomaceae. The record is from RefSeq and is a predicted model, not a curated record.
AUGAAGUUCUCUACAGCUGUCGGAUCUCUCCUCCUAUCCAGCGUUGCGCUGGCUGCUCCUCUAUCUGAAGAGAACCUUGCUCGACGUGAAUCCAACCGCGUCGCACGCCGUGCUCGUUCUCACAAGCAGACUCACACCAACCAACGCAUUGACACUAUUGACGCCAUCAAGGAUUUGGAAGUCGCGAGUGCCGCAAGCAGUGCUGAGGUUUAUUCCAGCAACUGGGCUGGUGCUGUUCUGAUCGGCUCUGGAUACACUUCUGUUACCGGAUCUUUUGUUGUUCCCUCUGUUUCUGUACCAAGUGGUGGUGACAGCACACAGCAAUACUGCGCUGCUGCAUGGGUUGGUAUUGAUGGCGACACCUGUGGUACCGCAAUCUUGCAAACCGGUGUCAACAUUUGUAUUCAGAACGGCCAGAUCACCAACACUGCUUGGUAUGAGUGGUUCCCUGCUGCACAGGAGUACUGGGACAGCGGAAUUACCAUCAACACUGGCGACACUGUGACUGCUACUGUGACCGCCGAUGGUCUGACCGGUGGCACUGCCACCGUCACCAACGAGUCUAACGGCCAGUCCGUCUCGUACACUUUCUCUGGCACCAAUGCUGAGUGGAUCAUGGAGGAUCUCUCAGGCGGCGGUGGUCUCCUUAACUUCGCCGACUUUGGCAGCGACUUCACCAUCUCUGGUGCUACUGCUAUCUCCAAUGGCAACACCGUUGACACCACUGGUGCUACCAUCAUGGAUAUUUCGCAGAACAACCAAAUUCUCACUUCUACUACUGCUUCUGGUAGCAAUGUUGUUAUUUCUUACCAAUAA